UCAUUGAAGAGAGACCAUGAUGGCGGCGGCCGUGGCGGCAGGGGGGGCCCCCGAGGUGAUCGCCCAGCUGGAGAACGCGGCCAAAGUGCUGAUGGCACCACCUUCCAUGGUCAAUAAUGAACAACGCCAACAUGCCGAGCACAUAUUCUUAUCAUUUAGAAAAUCAAAAUCACCAUUUGCUGUUUGCAAACACAUCUUGGAAACUAGUAAAGUGGACUAUGUUCUUUUUCAAGCUGCUACAGCUAUAAUGGAAGCAGUUGUAAGGGAAUGGAUUCUAUUGGAAAAAACUAGCAUCGAAUCACUGCGCACAUUCCUUCUAACCUAUGUCUUACAAAGGCCGAACCUUCAAAAGUAUGUUCGGGAGCAGAUUCUGCUGGCAGUAGCGGUCAUAGUGAAACGGGGAUCAUUAGACAAAUCAAUCGACUGCAAAAGCAUCUUUCAUGAAGUCAGCCAGCUGAUCAGCAGUGGUAAUCCCACUGUGCAAACUUUGGCCUGUUCCAUUUUAACGGCGUUGUUGAGCGAGUUCUCAAGUUCAAGUAAAACCAGCAACAUUGGACUAAGCAUGGAGUUCCAUGGUAACUGUAAACGUAUAUUUCAGGAGGACGAUCUGCGGCAGAUCUUCAUGCUCACAGUAGAGGUACUUCAGGAAUUCAGCAGACGUGAAAACCUCAAUGCUCAGAUGUCUUCAGUGUUUCAGCGUUAUCUUGCACUAGCCAAUCAGGUCUUAAGCUGGAACUUCCUUCCUCCGAAUUUGGGCAGACAUUAUAUAGCUAUGUUUGAAUCCUCACAAAAUGUGAUGCUAAAGCCAACAGAAUCCUGGCGUGAGACCCUCCUGGACAGCAGAGUUAUGGAGCUUUUCUUUACAGUACACCGAAAAAUCAGAGAAGAUACAGAUAUGGCCCAAGAUUCAUUACAGUGUCUGGCACAGCUGGCAUCUCUGCAUGGCUCAGUCUUUCCUGACGAAGGUUCACAAAUUGAUUACCUGGCACAUUUCAUUGAGGGAUUACUGAAUACUAUCAAUGGAAUUGAAAUAGAAGACUCUGAAGCAGUUGGAAUUUCCAGUAUUAUCAGCAACCUGAUAACUGUAUUUCCUCGCAAUAUUUUAACUGCCAUUCCAAAUGAACUUUUCUCUUCAUUUGUUAACUGCCUCGCCCAUCUCACUUGUUCUUUUGGAAGAAGCGCUGCCUUGGAAGAAGUGCUUGAUAAAGAUGACAUGGUAUAUAUGGAAGCAUAUGAUAAGUUGCUGGAAUCUUGGCUUACUUUGGUACAAGAUGACAAACAUUUCCAUAAGGGUUUCUUUACCCAACAUGCUGUUCAGGUCUUUAAUUCUUACAUUCAGUGCCAUCUAGCUGCUCCUGAUGGUACAAGGAAUUUGACUGCCAAUGGUGUGGCCUCUCGGGAAGAAGAAGAAAUCAGUGAACUGCAGGAGGACGACAGAGACCAGUUCUGUGACCAGCUGGCCAGUGUUGGCAUGCUAGGAAGAAUUGCUGCAGAACACUGUAUACCUCUUCUUACAAGUUUAUUAGAAGACCGAGUGACAAGGCUCCAUGGUCAGUUGCAAAGACAUCAGCAGCAGUUGCUUGCCUCACCUGCAUCAGGCUCAAUUGACAAUAAAGUGCUUGAUGACCUGUAUGAGGAUAUUCAUUGGCUUAUUUUAGUCACAGGCUACCUCUUGGCUAAUGAUACUCAGGGAGAGACUCCGCUAAUACCUCCAGAAGUCAUGGAAUAUUCCAUUAAGCAUUCAACUGAAGUUGACAUCAAUACAACGCUUCAAAUUCUGGGAUCUCCAGGAGAAAAGGCCUCUUCCAUCCCAGGGUACAACAGAACUGAUUCUGUAAUAAGGUUGUUAUCUGCUAUUUUAAGAGUGUCAGAAGUAGAAUCUCGAGCAAUAAGAGCAAAUCUUACACAUCUUCUGAGCCCCCAGAUGGGCAAAGAUAUUGUAUGGUUCCUCAAGCGUUGGGCAAAGACUUACCUCCUAGCAGAUGAAAAACUGUAUGACCAGAUAAGUCUGCCAUUUAGUACAGCAUUUGGUGCUGAUACAGAGGGUUCCCAGUGGAUUGUGGGUUACCUUUUAGAAAAAGUGAUCAGUAACCUGGCAGUGUGGAGUUCAGAGCAGGACCUUGCAAAUGAUACUGUACAACUGCUAGUAACAUUAGUGGAAAGGAGAGAGCGGGCAAACUUGGUUAUUCAGUGUGAGAACUGGUGGAAUUUAGCUAAACAGUUUGCAAGGCGAAGCCCUCCUCUUCACUAUUUGUCUAGUUCUGUGCAGAGAACACUAAUGAAAGCUUUAGUUUUAGGAGGUUUUGCUCAUAUGGAUACAGAAAUGAAACAACAAUACUGGACAGAGGUUCUUCAACCACUUCAGCAGCGUUUCUUGAAUGUGAUAAACCAAGAAAACUUUCAGCAGAUCUGCCAAGAGGAGGAGGUGAAACAGGAAAUCACAGCUACAUUAGAAGCGCUCUGUGGCAUUGCUGAGGCUACUCAGAUCGACAACGUAGCGAUUCUCUUCAAUUUCCUAAUGGACUUCCUUAAUAAUUGCAUUGGAUUGAUGGAAGUGUACAAAAACACACCAGAGACUGUUAAUCUCAUAAUAGAAGUCUUUGUUGAAGUUGCACAUAAACAAAUCUGUUAUCUUGGAGAGGCCAAAGCCAUGAACUUGUAUGAGGCCUGCCUAACUCUGCUCCAGGUGUAUUCAAAGAAUAAUCUAGGUCGACAACGGAUAGAUGUUACAGCAGAGGAAGACCAGUACCAGGAUCUCCUUCUUAUUAUGGAGCUUCUCACUAAUCUUCUAUCAAAAGAAUUCAUUGAUUUCAGUGAUACAGAUGAAGUAUUUAGAGGACACGAGCCUGGGCAAGCUACAAACAGAACUGUAUCAGCUGCAGAUGUUGUCUUAUAUGGGGUUAAUCUAGUUCUGCCUCUAAUGUCUCAGGAUCUGCUGAAGUUUCCAUCGCUAUGUAAUCAAUAUUACAAACUAAUCACUUUCAUCUGUGAGAUAUUCCCUGAGAAAAUCCCACAACUUCCAGAGGACCUCUUCAAGAGCCUAAUGUACUCACUGGAGUUAGGGAUGUCAUCAAUGAGUUCUGAGGUUUGCCAGCUCUGUCUGGAGGCUGUAACACCGCUAGCAGAACAGUGUGCAAAAGCACAAGAAACAGAUUCAGCCCUCUUUCUAGCAACAAGGCACUUUCUUAAGAUGGUCUUUGAUAUGCUGGUACUUCAGAAGCACAAUACAGAAAUGACAACUGCAGCAGGUGAAGCAUUCUACACAUUAGUGUGUUUGCAUCAGGCUGAAUAUUCAGAGUUAGUUGAAACCUUACUAUCAACUCAACAAGAUCCAGUAAUCUACCAGCGAUUAGCAGAUGCCUUCAACAAGCUUACUGCAAGCAGCACUCCUCCUACACUGGACCGUAAGCAGAAGAUGGCCUUCUUAAAGAGUUUAGAAGAAUUUAUGGCAAAUGUUGGUGGACUUCUCUGUGUAAAAUAAACAACAAAACUCUAUGCCUAAUUUAGACCCUUUCUGCAAAAUGCACUGAGAAACGCUGAAUGCUGACUAAAUCUUGUACCUGUCUCUGGGUUCUUUGCAGCCAUCUCAGAUUCUAGAGAGUCUGGAAGUUUGAACAUACAUAACACAGUGGAAUAGGAGAGGUCAACUUCAAAUCAGCUUCUGCUAUUAUGUGUUAGCUGCAAUCUGUCAUACUUGUGUGUGGGAGAGAAUGAACAGAAAAUGAGAAUUUAAUUUUUUUUCCAUAUAUGUGCAAACAGAUAUGGGCACAAUGAAAAAUAAAUUCAGUGCCUUUUUCCCCACUGGUUUAAAAUGAGUGUCCAGAUAAACGUGCAGAUUUCUUUUCUACCCAGAAUUAUGUUAGAGUGUGAUGCAAAUACAUAAAAAGCUCUAAACAGUUUAGCUGAUUUUAAGCUUUAUUUUUUUCCUCUCUAAAGUUUGAGUUUGGUGUUCCAAUGGGGAGAAAAAAAGAAUGGUGUUUUAACUUGUGUUUAGUUUUGUUUUUCUAGAUCAACCUGACAUUACGUGUCAAACCUGUAAUGCAGGUUUUUACAUUAUGUUCUGCUGCCUAAAGUUCAGAAGAAAAAAGGUGUAUAUUUUUGUUCCCCUAAAAUGAACUUUAGGAUCUGCAGCCAUUUCAUUGCCUUAAUUUAAAAGAAAAAAAAACUUCAUAUACUUACAGAACUUAAGGCAAGAUUUGACUCUUCAGAGUUGGUUUAGGAUGUUGGCAUUAAGCUGCCGUGUGCCUGUUGCAGCCCUUCACACAGACAGGUGUCAUUUUGGAGUUGAGUGUGAUGCAAGGUUCACGCGUAGUUUUACUUUCAGCAUCGGUUUGAUUCACAUCCAGGCUACGCGCAACUGCAAUGUAUUUCUACACUGAGCUCUUUGCUCAAGCAAUAACAACUCAAAAGGUCUAAAUUGCUGACUUACAGACCUUUCAAAGUUGGGGCAUUAGCUAAAACACUUGUGCUAGAACAGUGGUAGCAAACCCUUUGACUCGAGGCCGUGCUUACUUGACUCUGGUCAAGAAAGGUAACUGGGAUGUGCAGUGCUGUGGGGGAUUUGGGUUUUGCUGAAUGUAGCUCUGCCUCUGUAGAGCCAUCCCAGCUGCUCUGCUCUUGCUCAUUUUUUGUCAGCACUUCAGUGGUUAUGACAGCAGAACAGCAGAGUUUAGUGGACCAACAAGGAAGAGUAGCACACGAACACAAAAGCGAAGCCUGUUUUGUCUCCAGUCACGAGCCUGAGAAAACUGAAGCAAACACAAAUGUUGCACGCCGAGUAAAAUCGGUUUUAGUGGAAAUGGAGGCAGAAGUUGGCUCUUUUGUUUAACACCUCUGCUAGAUUGUUGUUGAACAUUUCCCAUGUUUUUUGAAUUUCUGUAGAAUGUACAGUGCACACCUUUGUGUGGCUAUGUACAGCAUCAUGUUUGCAACUCAGUGCCAUCCUUCAGCUGUUCAUCUCAUAAAUAGUCACAAUAGCCAGAAUGUUAAAAAGACAAAUCUGUAAUACUGUGCUAUAAGUGAUCUAAGACUUUAUUUCUCAGUUAAAUCCACACCUCUCUCAAGUGAGGACCCACAAGGCCAAAAAAGCCAUCUCUUCAUUACACAUUUCUCUUAAUUUAUGUGAAAGCUGGGCCCGGUCAGAUUUACGCAUGAGAAAGUGACCAUAAAACUUACUAGAUCAUAUACGUUCCCUGUGAGUGUUUUAUUUCUAACAUAAUUUGCAUAUUUUUUUACAACAGGGAGGGGUGUUGCACUCUAUUUUUCCCUGAAGCUGUAGUGCUUUCCUUCAAAAAAAUACCCCAAAAAACUCCUGACUGUGUACUUGCUCAAAUGAUAACGAUCCCAGCAGAUUGAUAUUUUUUAAUUAGCUUGGUUUUUUUGCUAUGAUUCUGAAACUGCUUCUGGUGUUUCUCUGAACCGGUAUGUUGCACAGGGUGACUGGGGGCAUUAAAGCCUGGGAACAGAAGGAGCUCAAAGAGCUGCUGCUGGUUCGUUACAAUGCAGGUGAUGCCAAAUAUGUAGGCCAAUGCCUUCAAAGAGAUCGUGGCAAAUACCUUCAACUUAUUUGGAUCUGACUGGAUAAUCAAUGCUCCUCUACAACUAGCUGUGCCACUGUCACUUUUUUAAAGCUGUUUCAAUAUUCAGAAAUAUAACUGCACAUUUGUGACAUUAUCAUAAGUAUUAUAAGUGAUUGGGAUACAAAUGGAGUUAGUAUUCAGAACAAAUUCACGUGCAUACCCAUUACUUUCUACUCAGGCCCGCUGUAUUGUAACAAGUGCUGAUGCACGCCUUAGUUUGUCUAUCAAGACCUGCUAAAGUAUGAAGAUUUACUUUCAAAAACACAUUUUGAAGAUUGUUUAAAACUUUUGUUUAUCCCUCUAUUUAAAAUUGAUGUUAUGUUAAAGGGAAACUGUCCCAGAGAGCGCUUUGUGUGAUUUUUGUGCUUAAUGUUACGUGGAACAACGCUGUUCUUUUUAAUUUUUCUUCUGCUCUUGUCUGUUCAGCACGGAUCUUUCGUUGCCAGAUGAUUUUUCUUUCAGAGCAUGUGCAAAGAUGUCUCCACUUAGUGACACUCAUGAAAUUCCCAGAACGUUUUUCAAAGAUGAGUUCUCUGAAUUCAUACCCCUGGCUAGGUGGCUACUUCUGCCUAAACUAUUUUGCUUGUAUAUCCCUUCCACAACCCCAACAAAAACAAAGCACCGCAUCCAGUUGCUGUGAGCGUGUAUUGUUCGUUCAAGUCCUCAGAACAGCGCCAAGGACGGCUUUCAGCGCACCUUGAGAGCUGGCUCCAAGUAAUGGUCCUGAAAUAGCGAUAGCAUCACUGCAUUGAUUUUCCAUUCAGCAUACAAAGGGAGUAGUGGUUUUGAAAAGGCACUUGUUUCUUGAAAGAAAACAUCCAAAAAGGCCAUGUCAAACUGAAUUGCAAAUGCUGCAUGAUGUAAUUGUAACAAACUUUAUUUGUCUAGGCAUAAUAUUGCAAGAACAGAUUAUUGCUCCUAUGUUUUUCUUCUGAGGGUAGAAAUCCAGUAGCUUCUUUCCCAUUUUUCCAGCCCUUCCCCAUCAUCAUAGCUAUUUUUAAUGCUACCACAGUAACUUUCUGUUGUUCAGCCUAUAGAUUUUGAUGCUGGCAAGCAUGACUAUCUGCUUGGGUCGUGAAAUUCAAGACUUUGAAAGCACAGACACAUGGGCAGGGAGAAGUGAACUGCAUUACACCUCUGCUUUCAUGCACAUAAUGCCUUAACUACCUUUGCCGGGUUACCACAAGAAUCUGCUACAUCUUAUUGCCCCCAGGUUUGUGUUUCGCUGUUCAGAGAUAAAGGGCUCACGGUUUUCCUCAGGAACGAGAAACUUGUUUUCUCAGCAUGUCCAAAUCCUACGAGUUCAACAUGAGGGGUUUGAAGCUGGAGUAUCUCUUUGAUAGUGCAUUGCACUUGGUAAAACCCCAAUGUUUACCUGGGUAAAUCCCGUUGUAUUUAAGCCAUGUAGUUUUAGAAAAUAAGCUUGCUUGGAGUAGUCGGUUGUCCAUUUAAAAUUUAAUUCUUUAAAAGGUAAUGUAAAUUCUAACUUGUGAUCCGUGAAAACUAUUACAAAGAGACAAUUGCAGCAUUUCUUUUAUAAGACUCUUCAAGUAAUUUCAGUUAAAUAAUUACGUAAGAGAGGUGUUCUUUACGGAAGUAGCUUGAUGAAUAUAAGCGCAGGAGUAGGAGCCAGGCUCCUCUAAUUUUGUAUCAGUUUUUCCACUGGGUCCUCUGUGGCCAUUGGCACGUCGCUAAAUCUGUGUCUUUGUAAAAACAGCGAUGGUACCUACCUACCUCACAGGGGUGUUGUGAGGGUUAGCUUAUGCCUAUAAAAUGCAUUGAGGAUCGGAAAUGCUAUGUAAAUAUUAAAUAUUUUAAUUUUAGUUUUGCGAGGUGUAAGAUUUACUGUCAUGAAAACAGGAGGUUUUUGUAAUUAUAAAGCCGUAGAGGCAGCGGCAGAACGGUGUUCUGCAAGAAUGGUCCACUGCAGUCCAGUGCUGCUGCCUGUCUGCAGUGGCUGCCUCAGUUACAGUGGUGGCUCCUUCUAAGACGCGAUUCCCCACCGCGGUGCCUCGGUUCUGCUCUAAAUAGAAAAAACAGGAGGAGGACAGUUGUUAGGUAUCCAGGCUUUGGUGCUGCUGCUUCUCUCAAGUGCUUCUCAUGGUGGUAGGUUUAUUGCCUUUUUUUUUAAUGCUUUUUUGCAAUGAACAAACAUGAAUUGUCUCUCCCACGUCUCUCAAGUUUCUCCCACUGUCACUCGAGUUCUGCUCAGUGUAACUAGAGCCUGGUGGCAGUGAUUAACACACGAAGAGCCAGCCCUCCAAAACCUCUACAUUGCUUCUAGUAUAAAAUCGUGCCCUCGGCAGUACAUGAGAUUAAAGCUCCCUAGCACAGAUGAUGAAGCAAAUGAUGUGAUUUGCUGUAGAGCCUUAAGCAGCCACCUGUCUUAAAAAAAUUAAGAAAACAAAAAGCAAUGUGAGAUUUACUGGGGCUCAAGCAACUGAGAAAUAAGAUGUCCCUGGCCUGCCCUCCUCCUCAGUGAGUUAAAGCAAGUGCUGCUUUUUCAUUUCGUCCCAUUUCCUAUCCUGCUUUUCAUGUUCCUUGAGCCAUUAUAAAAGACUGGGAAGGCUCUCCCAGCCUCAGUGGAAGAUCAUACUCGUGCACUUUUCCAUCUAUUACUGCUCGAUAGUUGAAAAUGAUUUUAAAAAGCAAACAUACAGCCAAGCUUUCUAAUAACACUGCUCAGCGUGUUUGAAUCUCUCACUGAACAAUUCUAAAUUUUAUAAUGAAGAAAAAAUCCCCUUUUAUUUGUUCUCUUUGUGCAAAAUGAGGAACGUCCAUGCAGUAACCAUGCAGCUUUAAGGCAGUAAAUGCUAGGACUGCUGGCAAUCAAACGUGUAAAUAUUUAAAUGUACAAGUCAGUACUAUGUUGAGUUUAUAUAUCAUGAAAAGCAGGGAUUGAAGCGCUAGUUAAUUUCAUGUCUUGUUUUACCUGUACAGUUGACGGUACAAAGUUGCAUAGACUUAUUUCAUAGUUUAUUGCAAUGAACCUUGGGAAGCAGCCAUGUAGUCAGGCUGAAUUUUCAGUUUUGAAGUGAAAACUCCGUAUUUUUAAGAUCUGUAAACAGGAGGAGGAUCAAAAUGUUUUCCCCUAAGAGCUUUUAUUUUGUUUUGGCCACGUGUGAUGUGUGUUUUAUUGUUUAUCAUGUUCCGAAGUCCCACCUGUGUUGAACCCCUGCUAUUUCACUUGUGAUCCUUCCUUAUGGCAGGAGCCAGCAGAGGGCCGUUAUGGAACUGGGAGCUAAGCACCAGCAGGGGCUGUGUGAACGAGCAGACCUUGGUUCAAGUUGCUGGAGAAAAUUCAGGUUAAUAUCAGCACUUAUGGGCAUGAGUUCCAACAAAAAGAACCAUGGUGGGUGUGGGUGUGUGAGGGACGCAGCGCACCAGAGUGCCAGAGAGGUCCUAGAAGUGGCUGGGAACAUAAGAACAAAUUUACCUUCCCCCUCUCAAAAGAAACAAUGUGACUUUUCAGGCCUGCUGGUAGUGUCUGUAUUCCCAGAAGGAAGGCUGAUUUCUGGCUCUUAUAUUUUGCGUGUAGAUUAAAUUUAAACAGUUCUGAGGAUGUGUGGCAUGGAAAUGUUCGCCAAACUCGUGUCUGUUCCCAUGUAAAUUACAUCCAACUGUAUGCUACUUUAUGUGUUUUGGAAAAGCUUGGUUACAGGCAGCAGCUCCUAAUGUUCUGUAAUGUGAUUAUGUUUGGGAAAACUACAGCUGUGCUGCUCUGUUCCCCUCUUCCUCUCACGCAUUCACAUUGGUUUUUUAAGGAAGAAAAAUUCUCGAAGCCUGGAAGUAAAACUCCGUGACAGCUGUGGUGUUGGCAGCUCGCUGUAACCUUGGCCGUUAUGUAUCACUGCAAUUGUACUGGUUUCUAAAGUUCAGUUAUUGCAACCAUACCUUGAUAUUGGCCUGCUUUAGUUCAGUGACUCUUCUGGUGAAGGACAGGAACGUCAAAGGUAAUUUUGAGCAAGUCCCUGAGAACAGCUGGCAAAGUCCCUGAGAGCAGCAGCACAUCCAACAGCCUUGCGUGUAGAAAAUGGAAAUAUUUUACCUUAAAUACGAGGUCUGGAAUAAACUUGAAUGAUUUGGGUACAAAA
Messenger RNA from Centrocercus urophasianus (Greater sage-grouse), 9673 nucleotides. RefSeq names its product exportin 4 (gene XPO4). The coding region runs from base 17 to 3481 and encodes 1154 amino acids. The transcript is spliced from 23 exons. Gene Ontology annotation, cellular component: cytoplasm; nuclear pore. Gene Ontology annotation, biological process: protein export from nucleus. The record is from RefSeq and is a predicted model, not a curated record. Lineage: Eukaryota; Metazoa; Chordata; Aves; Galliformes; Phasianidae. Gene Ontology annotation, molecular function: nuclear export signal receptor activity.